AUGCAUCAAGGACGAAAUAGCCCUCCACCACCCUAUACUGAGAAACGCCAAUCAUUCAACAGUGAUGACAGCAGCUUACGUUACAGUGAGAGCAGCAGCACCAAGGGUGAUGAUGGCAUGUUUUAUUAUCACCAACAACAGCCAUGCGGCUUGACAGCCCAUCAAGAUCCAACGAAUCCAUUUGCAUUUACACCGGGACAGCUUGAACGACUUGUUGAAAAGAGAGAUGUCAAUUUACUAUCCAUGUUGGGCGGGGUGGAAGGAGUAGCUCGGGGGUUACAUUCACACAUCAUCCAUGGCCUCACUCCUGAGCACGAGAAAUACCAACUACGACCUGUGUCUCUUUACAAUAUUGCACGUAUGGCUAUGAAUGAUGAAGUUCGUAGUCAAAAGAGCGACGAAGACAAUGAGGACGACAUUGAAGAUGACAUUGUGGGAUAUAGCUUAUCCGAUGUAUCCGAAGAACAAAAGCAUGGCCCCUUCUUUCAAAGAUUGGCUGUCUAUGGUUCCAAUGUCCUUCCACGUGUCCAACACAAGAGUUUAUUGACCUUAAUGUGGGAAGCUAUGCAGGAUAAAACAUUGAUUCUCCUUACAAUAUCAGCUGCUAUUUCACUAUCAGUGGGAUUAUAUGAAGAUUUGACUACGGUGGAAUAUGACAGCAGCGGCAACCGAAUACCAGCUGUUAAAUGGGUGGAAGGAGUUUCCAUCAUUGUAGCGGUUCUUCUCGUCGUUCUCGUUGGCAGCAUCAAUGAUUACCAAAAGGAAAAGCAGUUCCAGCGCCUCAAUGCGAAAAAGCAAGAUAGGAAACUCAAUGCCAUUCGCUCAUCGCAGAACGUGCAAAUCUCUUUGAAUGAUAUCCAAGUGGGCGACGUAUUGCAUGUUGGACCUGGCGACAUUCUUGCAGCUGAUGGAGUCUUGAUCAAGGGAACGCAUGUCGUAAAGUGCGAUGAGUCUGCAGCGACUGGUGAAUCGGAUGCUGUACGCAAAGCGAGUCUGCAUGAUUGUCUUUUAAACGGAGACGCACCAUCAGGUGACGAGGGUGCCCUUGAUAACAGCUCGAGCCAUCCAGAUCCAUUCCUUAUUUCAGGUGCCAAGGUCCUCGAAGGUGAAUGCACGUAUUUGGUGACAGCAGUGGGCGCACAAUCAAUCCAUGGCAAGACCUUGAUGGCAUUACGCACCAAGGAUGAAUGCACUCCUUUACAAGAAAAGUUGGAUCGAUUGGCAGGCAACAUUGCCAAAUUAGGUGUCUCAGCUGCUGGUGUCCUCUUUAUCAUCUUGCUUGUGCGUUGCGUCCUUUCUUUUGCUACGGCUCAUUAUCCAAUCUCAACAUCCGAUGUCAUAUCACAGCUUAUGCGUAUUCUCAUCACCACUGUAACAACCGUUGUCGUCGCUGUUCCUGAAGGUCUUCCUCUGGCAGUAACGCUUGCACUUGCUUAUGCAACACAACGCAUGCUCAAGGACAACAAUUUGGUGCGUGUUUUGGCAGCAUGUGAGACGAUGGGCAAUGCCACCACCAUUUGCUCUGAUAAGACUGGCACUUUGACACAAAACAAGAUGGCCGUGGUUGCUGGUACAUUUGGAUCAUCAUUCAGAUUUCUCAAAGAUUCUCCCUCGUCACGUGGUGAUUUGAUUGAUCUCGAAGCCGUUCACUUUCGAUUACCUCUUCCUGUACGCAACUUUCUCAACCAAGCCAUGAUCAUCAAUUCAAGUGUAAUGACGACCACGGAUGAAUCUGGAAAGACAACACUGGUGGGCAACAAAACGGAGACAGCCAUGCUCAACUUUGCUCAAGAAAGUAUGGCAUGCGAGCCUGUGGAACAGCUACGAUCAUGGUGGCCUGUGGAAUUUGUUUAUCCAUUCAAUUCAACACGCAAGUGCAUGGCUACAGUGGUACGCAUUACUACUUUGGAUGAGAACACCAAGAGGGAGAAGACUAUCUAUCGAUUGCAUGUCAAAGGUGCUUCAGAGAUGUUGCUCAACUCCGCUACCCAUAUUGUAUCGAUGCAUGCAGCUUCCUAUGAUCGUUUUCAAGGUGUUCAACAUGGCAACAGCUACGACAUUGAAACACGUAUUAUGACGGAUGCCAAUCGUACGCGUAUGAGCAAGAUCAUUCAGAGCUAUGCAACACGAUGCCUUCGAACAAUAGCCUUGUGUUAUCGAGACUUUGACAGCUGGUCACCUGAACAGGAUAUUGAAGAUGUCUUGGCAGAAGGUGGAUUGACGUUACUUGGUAUUGUUGGUAUCGAGGAUCCUUUACGUUCAGGCGUGAAAUCGGCUGUGGCAGCAUGUCAACAAGCGGGCGUAUGCGUGCGGAUGGUGACUGGCGAUAACAUGUUGACAGCCAAAAGCAUUGCCCGGCAAUGUGGUAUUUAUACUCCUGGUGGAAAGGCUCUUGAUGGACCCACAUUUCGACAACUUUCUCCAAUCGAACGAUUACGUGUGCUUCCCGGAUUACAAGUGCUUGCAAGAUCGAGUCCUGAAGAUAAGCGUCUCCUGGUACAAGGUUUACGUGAACUUGGUGAUACCGUGGCGGUGACGGGUGAUGGAACCAAUGAUGCACCAGCACUGAAGGCUGCCGAUGUUGGAUUUUCAAUGGGUGUUUCAGGCACUGAGGUUGCCAAAGAGGCGUCAAGUAUUAUUCUUAUGGACGACAACUUUUCGAGUAUCGUACGAGCCAUUUCAUGGGGACGUUGCGUCAAUGAUGCAGUCAAGAAAUUUCUGCAGUUUCAGCUCACGGUCAACGUUACUGCUGUCGUUCUCACGCUUGUGUCAGCUGUUACUAGUGAUGAUCAACAAUCGGUGCUUACAGCUGUUCAAUUAUUAUGGGUCAAUCUUAUCAUGGAUACGCUCGCUGCUCUUGCAUUGGCUACUGAUCCUCCAACACCAUCAUUGCUUAAACGCCGUCCUGAACCACGUACAGCACCAUUGAUUACUCGAUCCAUGUGGAAGAUGAUUGUGGGCCAAGCCAUUUACCAAAUCAUCGUCAUCCUCACGCUCAUGUACACAAACAUUCUCAACCUCAAUGAUGACAAGGAUACUCUGGCAACUAUGGUGUUUACUGCAUUUGUGUUUUGCCAAUUCUUCAACGAGAUCAACUGCCGACGCAUAGACAACCAAUUCAACGUAUUCAAAGGGAUCACCAAAAACAAGUUCUUUGUUGGGAUUUUUUUGAUCACGAUCAUCGGCCAGAUUCUGAUUGUCCAAUUUGGUGGUUCGGCGUUCCAGACCGUGCCUCUUCACAUGAAGGAUUGGGUGCUUUGCAUACUUGUUGGUUUGAUGUCUCUCCCCGUGGGCGCUCUUAUUCGUUUGAUCCCGGAUGAAAUACUUGAAUCAGCUCAUCCUUCACCACUCUCCUCAACUGCUUCAGUGAUCAAUCACACGUACAUCGUUCCUAUCCCUGAUGAUAGCAGCUCUCAAUCAAAGAGGAAAAGUCUACGUUGGUGA
Molecule: messenger RNA, 3444 nt
Organism: Lichtheimia ornata
Lineage: Eukaryota; Fungi; Mucoromycota; Mucoromycetes; Mucorales; Lichtheimiaceae
Product: calcium-translocating P-type ATPase, PMCA-type
Exons: 5
Coding region: 1-3444 (1147 amino acids)
Biological process (GO): calcium ion transmembrane transport; intracellular calcium ion homeostasis
Cellular component (GO): intracellular membrane-bounded organelle; membrane
Molecular function (GO): ATP binding; ATP hydrolysis activity; P-type calcium transporter activity
Source: RefSeq, a predicted model, not a curated record